This is a messenger RNA of Thunnus maccoyii (southern bluefin tuna), 4637 nucleotides long. It is a transcript of the gene krt222, whose product is annotated as keratin 222. Bases 912 to 2477 code for a protein of 521 amino acids. The record is from RefSeq and is a predicted model, not a curated record. The transcript is spliced from 14 exons. Lineage: Eukaryota; Metazoa; Chordata; Actinopteri; Scombriformes; Scombridae.
CAGCAGGUGGUGCGGAACAGAUGGUGCUGAGGCGGCCUGGAGGAUGGACUUUAUAGGCUCCUGCCUGGAGGUGGGAGCGGCCGAGCAGCCAGUCAGGAGGAACCACCCUGCUGGGUUCAUGCAUGUGUGACAGAAGAAUCGAGCCGUUCCCUUCAGUUCACUUCAUUGUACAGUUGUAAAACACCUUCUUUCAUCAACAACUUAAGUAAAAGAUUCCUUGUACAGAAAAUAAGGGAUCACAUGAGAAACGAUCAAAGACAUCCUUUGCACCCACCCUGGCAGGGAACAAAGGCAGUGGAAUGUAAAGUCACAAAGGCAGUGUCCACCUCAGCUGCCUCCACCUCUGCUGCUGAAAUUCGACUAAAGAGUCAUCACCUACCUUUCUGUGUAGCCCUCAGAUAUGUGAUUCCCCUGACCAAACACUCCUGCGAAUAUCGUGCAACAAGGUUAUCUCUUGGAUCUGUGUGGGAGUAACAUGACAUCUAGAAACAGGCUCGAUGGCAUUCCUGGUUUGCAGAAAUAAUCUGUCCCAGACACUCAGAACGGAACUGCCUGCAACGCCCUGACAGUGGUUGUUUUUCCAGGACUUCCAACUACAUACAGUAUUAAUCGCUGUCAUCAUCAUCGCUGUCCUCUUGCCAACUGGUGGCCACCUUACUGAGAGGGUGUGGGAGUGUGAUGAUGGGGCCUGCUGAUGAUGACCUGGGACACAGUGGGAAGGAGAAAGUGUUAACCAGCUCUCUGUAGAGGAAUGUGGCUAAGCUGUGGGGAGUAGUGGAUUGACUUGGCGUGACCAGGAGAACAGACUGAGGGACUUUUGCUGCCACGUUACUACAUUCACUGUGCUUUAUUCUUGGAAGGCCACGUUGCCUCAGGUCUCCACGGACUUGCUGCAGGACUCCAGUCACACCAUGUUUGGUCUGAAUGCCCACUUGAAGGGCUUCCUGGAGCAGGUGAACAGGCUGCAGGAGGCCAACCAGCGGCUGGAGGCCCAGAUAGCCGACUGGAGUGUCAGGAGGUCCUCACGCUCUCAGGACUGGUCCCGACAGGAGCAGACUGUGAAAGAGCUCCGUGCCCAGGUUGGUAAACUACUGAUGGAGAAUGCCCAGCUGGCAUUACAGUCUGACAGCAUGAAGUCCAGAGCUGCUGCCAUCCAGGCCAGGUGUGAGGCAGAGGAGCAUAACACCUGGUGUCUGGAGCAACAGGUGGCGAUGCUCAGGGACUCAAAGAGGAAGGCAGAGCAGAGCAGCGUGACGCUGCAGGAGGAGCUUCGCCACUCCAUGACAGAGCUGCAGGAGAUGAACCAGGAGUUUGAGGCAGCCCGGGCUCUGCAGCUGCAGCGGGCCGACUCCUGCGAUGCUCUGUUAGCAACAACUACAGCAGCAGCAGCAACAGCAGGAGGGGAGGAAGAGGAUGGCACAGGGAUGGAGCUCACCCAGCUCCUCAACCGAAUCAGAGCGCAGUGCGACCUGAGCAGACUUCCCAGCCCGGGCUCAAAUCCACUCCCAGGCUCGGCCGGGCCUAGCCGCUCUGAAGCUGGAGCAGCAGCAGCAUCAGCAACCCGAACACACGGAGCAGCUCUCAGUGAGGAGGAAGCAGCGUGGGCGCAGGUGAGCCUUGGCGGCACUGCACUGAGGGAGGCGCGGGCUGAGCUAGCUGAGGCCAGGAAGCAGUGGCACUCCCUCCAGGUGGAGAUUGAGACCCUACAUGCCUUGGAGAAAGGCCUGGAGAGCUCCCUGCAGAACACCCAACAGCUGUACUCAAACCAGCUGCAGGACCUUUCCCAGGUGAUUGCUGGGCUGGAGAGUGAGCUGGAGCAGGUGAGGAGUGGUCUGGCCACCCAGCGCGAGCGCCACAGCCAGCUGCUCAACACCAAGAUGAGGCUAGAGCGAGAGAUUGCCACUUACAGACGUCUGCUGGAGCGUGAAGAGGGCAGGUACAUGGGCCGUAAUGGGCAGCCAAUGGGUUUGCGGCCCUGGAGGUCUUCUGUGGUGAAGCCGAAGGAAAACGGGCUCGAGAACGACUUCAGUGACCUUGCUAUUACUCCAGACGAACCCAAGUCAGAGCCCCUGCCUGAAAUCCCUUCACUCCUCCCAGCAGACAAUGGGCUAAAGAAAAGCUCGAUACUCCAUAGACAGCAAAGCCUUGUGAUACUCACAGAGCCAGAGCAAGAUAAAGACUUGCCCAUCUCCACUGUGAAGACUCAGGAGAUUCUUCAGGGCAAUGUGGUGCGGGAGAGCGCAGAGGGUCACGGCACCAUUGAAACAGAGAAGAUUGACAAGGUGAUAAAGCAGUGGGAGGGCUCAUUCUUCAGAGGGAAUCCUAAGCUCAGGAAGAAGUCUGUGUCGCUGCGCUUUGACCUGCACAUGGCCGCAGCAGAUGAGGGGUGUGCCCAGACUAAACAGGACAGCCUCCCAGACGUGGAGGUGCGUCUCAUCAUGAAGAGAUCACGCAGCAUCCCAACUAUCACACAGUAACUCUGUUGGUGGUUGGACCGAGUCAACACUGGUUUCCCCUGUUGCAGCUGUCUGUGGUAACACUGGUGAUGUGUCAUUAACAUCUGGGUUAUUACCAUCCCGUUAUGCUUGAUAUGAAUUUCAAUUUACAUCAUUCAUAAAUAUCCUACUCAAAACUUUGCAUCACAACUGAUUUUUCUCAAAUCAAAUCUUCACUCUGGCAGGAUAAGCAUCACCCAUCGGGCUUUUGUGCUAAUCUAAUGGGGCCAUUUUUAUAGAGUAUACAAUAUAGCAGACCUACCUUCACUACAUUACACAGGAUAACAGUUUAAUGUAAACAUAUUUCUCCAUCAUCAUUCUAGAUGAAGAAAAAGUGUGUGUCAUUCUUUCAGUAUGAGGUCACAGGUCAAAAGAGAUUAUAUCGACUAUAUGACUCAGUUUAACUACGGCAUUGAAUUCUAAUUAACACUUGGUACAGGUGGCUGAGUGCAAAGAUAGAUGGAGAUAAAUGGAAGCGAGGAGUCACAGAGCUCUAUGACCUGAUGGGGACUAUUUGAGGGUGGAUUAUUUUGUAGUUUUUCUGUAAGGGACUGUAUGAAAAUGAUUAGUCUCAGAAGUUAUUAGACUCAGAAAUUUUGGGGGGAGAGUGUAACAUCAUUUGUCAGUAUCAUACAGCAGCUCACACCUUCACUUUAUUCUGCAUCUUAACAGAAGGCAGAACUACAGUAAAAUAAAGUGUCUUUAAAAAUGUAAAUGUGCCAUAUAAAACGACAGUGACAGUAAUUUGGGCAAUUGCUCAUUCCACUUCUAUGUGAAAAUGAUUAUUCCGUUAACAUAUUAAAGGGAAACUUAGGUAUUUUUCAACAUCUUUUUCCCAUCUUUUUGUGUCUAAGUGACUAAUGGGGACAACAAUUUUUGAAAUUGGUCUAGUAUUGAGCGAGAGCGCUUCAGCUAGCAGUAGCGAAACAGGCUGUAAUGUAAUCUGGAUAAAUAUUCAGCCAUGACAGAGUUGGAGAGAGGAGUGCUGGGAGGAGUUUGUUGUGUUGGAGUACAGAAAGCAUAGCUUAGUGUUAUCUAAAAAGAUUUUCAAAGUCAUGGCUGAAUAUUUAGCUGUUUUCGACAAGAACUCAACUCUCACAAGAUUUCUCACCAAUACUUCUUGAGUGAGACUUGGUUAGACACAAUAAAGAACAGACUGGAUCAAGCGAAAGGUAAAGAAAAAAGUUUUAUUUCUCUGUGGGGUCCUUUCCGUGAUGUUGUCAGAAACUUAUAAUAACAAUCUGAGCCUGCCAGUGGCAAAAACAACUAGUUUUAGUGGACAUACAUUGACGGGGCCAUGAGGGUUGAACGUUGAAAAAUACCAAAGUUUCCUUUAAGAUUUAAUUUGGAAUACACCAUCUUAAUAUCUUUGUGCACUCUCAGUUAUUAAUGGCAAUAUCAAUUGUAUUAAUUCAAUAUUACAUUGAGACAUUGUCGGGAGGGUGUUGCAAUUUACCUUCUAGUCAAUGGAAGGGUCAAAUACAAAUAUUAAUAACACUGGAGAGGGCUUUGUUUUGUUUUUUUAAAGUGAAACAUAAUGUUCAUCCCCCCUCCCCACCCCAAUAACUUUCAUACAGUCCCUAAAUACUUGCACUGCAGACAUAUACAGCACUUAGAAGAACAUCAGCACUGAGAGGUAUUCAGAAUGUGUGUACUUUGAGGGUCUUUUGUUAUUGCAGUUUAUUCUCUAUGUGGAGAAAAAAAAUCUUGCGGCUCAUACUGAUAAUGUAGGCUAUAUUUUACGAAGCAUUAUCUAAAAUAAACUGCUCACUGUGAUCUUAUUAGCAGUGAGGCUCAGAGCACUCAUCAUGUCUCCGAGAAUUUAGAUUCCCCGUCUUAACCAGAGGAGGGCAGUAUUUGUAAAUAGUUAACACUGCAGUGUAUAUUCAAUGCUGAACUGUGUAACACAUGCUAUCUGUUACACCUUAAAAUAAGAGUUUUUAUGCUAAGUUUUGAGUCGGCACCAAAGAUAUUGAAAAUAAGAAAUGGACCAUUGUGCAUUGCAUUUAGGUGCCUGAGAAUAUGUUGAGAAUAUUUAAAGAUAUUAUCUAUGCAGUUCUGUGCUUGAUUUUGCUUUGCUUCAUGAAGCACACUCUUCAUUUUGGGAGCUCUGUAACUUCAGAAUGAAGUAUUAUGCUUUUA